This is a messenger RNA of Suillus clintonianus, 1404 nucleotides long. RefSeq lists its product as uncharacterized. Lineage: Eukaryota; Fungi; Basidiomycota; Agaricomycetes; Boletales; Suillaceae. The transcript is spliced from 5 exons. The coding region runs from base 48 to 1100 and encodes 350 amino acids. The record is from RefSeq and is a predicted model, not a curated record.
CCACAUCAAACACGCCGCCAGAUAAGCCAGAUAAUUCAGUCAUCGCCAUGAAUACGGCAGACUUUAGCACCAAUAGGCACUCCGCCAACGUGGACAUGGCCAUCCACAUGGCCAGCAAACAUACGGAUCUUUACUUCAGCGACGGCAAUAUAAUCUUACUCGCUGGCAUGUCCUAUUUCUUGGUUCAUCAAGGGCUCCUUUCGCGGCAUUCCGAGGUUCUAGAUCAGCUUAUGCGUUCCAUGGACAACACUCCAGCACUCGAAGACCGCCCGGUCCUCACCUUACCAGACUCAUCUACGGACAUAGCACACUUCUUAAAAGCGAUGUAUGAUGGAAUAUCAUUCGUAACAUAUGAUUCAGAGGGUUUUCCAGCGCUUUCAGGCCUUCUCCGCAUUUUAACCAAGUACAAGGUGCACCAUCUCCGGAACGAUAUCUUACGUGCUCUGUCUACCUACUGGCCUACUACCCUUGCUCAAUGGGACACGCGCGAGGCUUCUGUGACCGGACAAGAUGGUACCUACACACCACGCGAUUCUCUGCCUCAUCCUAUAGAAAUCAUCAACCUUGCUCGUGAAAUCGAUUACCCGCCACUUCUGCCAUCUGCAAUGUACGACUUAUCCCGUUCCACUCCAAGCGAGGCCGCGAUUGGUUUUGUGUCACCCUUCACCGGCAAAAAUGUCAGAUUAGAACACGCCGAUCUUCUGUCCAUGCUCAAAGGUCGCGAACAAGCUUCUCGUUUCUUCUCAACGUUCAUCGUCAACAACCUGGAAGGAAGGCAACCCUCUCAAUGGUGUCUACGUCGCAAGGAUAGCCACACUGUCAACAAGAGGACCUGUCAGAUUGCGUUCGAGGCCAUCACGUUCGAACUUCUGCGAGACAUCAACGGCAUCAUCAGUAACCGAACCUCUGACCCGUUGUACGCGAUGUCCGAAGCAGAGCAAAUGCAGAUGCGCGAGGACCUGUUAAACAGCGAGGUUUCUCCCAUGAAAACAUGCGAACACUGCCGGGUGGAGUUUGGAGCGGUAGUCGAUACAGCAAAGGAGGAUUUCUGGAAAAAGUUGCCUAAAUGGUUCGAUAUAGAUGUUUCCCCUUGGGGCUGAUUCUUGUGUUGUCAUCAAUCACAAAUGUACAGUGAAACACCAGAAAACCUCCCCGCAAACGACUCAAUUAAAAAUUCCACACCAAGUACUGGCUCAGACUGGCUCCCGCUUCUGGAGAAUCAAUUGCUUUUUCGAUCUUCAAAGCGCUUAAGAUUGUCGGAGUAAAAUUUCUCCUUCUCAACUGGACGUUGUUACCAGCCGGUCCUACUUCAUGUGCGGAUGACAGUUAACAUCGUAGCUAGUGGGAUCCUGAGGACGGAAAAGUACUUGAGAUGUUGCUAGCUCCUCUUACUGCUACUUGGGC